Molecule: messenger RNA, 1669 nt
Organism: Vespa mandarinia (Asian giant hornet)
Lineage: Eukaryota; Metazoa; Arthropoda; Insecta; Hymenoptera; Vespidae
Gene: CycK
Product: cyclin K
Biological process (GO): regulation of transcription by RNA polymerase II
Molecular function (GO): cyclin-dependent protein serine/threonine kinase regulator activity
Source: RefSeq, a predicted model, not a curated record
UACUACUACCAUUCGUUUUUUCCCUUGAUCUGGUAACGCUGCACAUUAGUAAUUUGACAUUAUAAUGUAACACAUGAAGCUUUAUUAUUUGUGCUGUGAAGUUGGAUACAGUUAUAUGUAUUUAUAUGGUAAUUUGUUGUUUGUAGUGAAAUGAUAUAUAAUGUUUAUAAAAAACAAAAAUAUUUAAAAAACAAUUAAAUUGUGCAACUUGGUGAAACACUUGUUAUUAUAAACGGAUUAUACAUACGCUAUUUAAUACGCGUAAGUAAUUAAUAAUGAUCACAAUAAUAUAACCUAAAUUGUAUUGAACUAUUUUCUAUACAAUUGACAACAAUUUGAUUACAAAAGUUAAAAUGCCAUGCUGGUACUAUGAAAAAAAAGAAUUACGGAAUACUCCAUCCGUUCAGGAUGGGAUUGAUUAUGAAACGGAGUGUAGAUAUAGAAAAGAAGGUGCUCGUUUUAUAAUAGACACAGGCACAAAAAUGGAUUUAGGAUAUAAUACAAUGGCAACGGGUGUUGUUUAUUUUCAUAGAUUCUAUAUGUUUCAUUCGUUUAAAAAUUUCCCAAGAUAUGUUACUGCAUGCUGCUGUUUAUUGUUAGCUGGUAAAGUAGAAGAGACACCAAAAAAAUGUAAGGAUAUUAUAAGAACAGCCAAAACUUUAUUAACUGAACAAAAAUUUAUGACAUUUGGAGAAGAUCCUAAGGAAGAAGUAAUGACUAUAGAAAGGAUAUUAUUGCAGACAAUUAAAUUUGACUUGCAAGUAGAGCAUCCAUAUAGUUACCUGUUGAAAUAUGCAAAAUGUCUUAAAGGUGACAAGAAUAAAUUACAAAAAAUGGUUCAGAUGGCUUGGACAUUUGUCAAUGAUAGUUUAUGUACAACAUUAUCUCUUCAAUGGGAACCAGAAAUAAUAGCAGUUGCUCUCAUGUACUUAGCAGGAAAAUUAAGCAAAUUUGAAGUAUUAGAUUGGAAUGGAAGACAACCCAAACAUUUACGUUGGUGGGAUAUGUUUGUUGAGGAUGUAACUAUGGAUCUUUUAGAAGAUAUUUGCCAUCAAGUAUUAGAUUUAUAUUCUCAAGCAAAUAAUACCAAGCCCCCUGAUUCUCCGCCUGUAAUACCAUCUAAUGAACAAAAUAGAGAGAGAAUUGCUCCACCUCCUAUAGUAGACUCUGCAUCAAAUACACCAAAUGUGACUCCUGGAAAAGCCUCUAAAAUUGAAGUAACUACAGUUGCUGCAAAUGGUUGUACAGCUGCAGAUACUACAGAUGGUAUCAAACCCGUAGAUGCACCGACACAUUUUCCGACAUAUCCUACAAAUUUUGCUCCAGGCAGUACAACUUAUCCACCAGUAUUUCCACCAGCAAAUGUUUCUGUACCUCCUCCUCCUGUAAAUACUAUAAAUCAUAUUGUGCCAACAAUGCACCAUAUUAAUUCAUCUACCCCUAUUCGGCCUACACCUCCUGGUCCGAAUGCAGCUCAACCAUUUCAGCCUUAUCCUUAUCCAACGAAUGCAUCGUAUUUUGCACCUAAUGCUUUGGUACCACCUGCUACUACUCAACGUACCUAUUAUCCACCACAACCUUAACAUAUAAUUACUAUUUAUUAAUUGAAAAUUACUUUAUUAAUUAAAAAAUAUUUUAUAAUUUAUGUUAGAGUUGUAGAUAUCAUAAU